UUGUCCGUGCUCGUAUUCCUCGUUUGUGAUACCGCGUGUAACAUAACCGACAAUGUCUUGCAAUAGAUUGCAAUACUAUACGUGGCAGGAAUUGAAACUUAAUACAUCCCGAUAGAUGGUAUUGAUCUUAUAACUGAUGGGUGUACCAUUGAAUAUGUUUAGAUCGGAGUACAAACUUUUUUUGGAAACAAAAACUUACUACGAAAUAGUUUUUUACGUUUAACUACGAAUUUAAUAUUGAAUUCGAUUGACCAGUCACUUGAUCUGAGACUAGUGUUUGUAGUAGACUGAUUAUAUCGAGUGUUUAAUUAUGAUUUCGACGAAAAAUGAGAACCAACGGUCUGGUGUAUUGUUGCCGGUUUUCCUUACUGCCUGUGCAAUUCCAAUUUCUAUGCUCUUUUGGACCAUAAAUGUGAUUUAUUCAACAUUAUAUUCAGAUACUGAGAACCACUUUGAAGAGCAUUUGGUGAUAUCACCAUGGAGAUGGUUGGCUGCAGUUGUGAUUCCCAUGUUCAUGUCGUUUUGGGGUUUCAGAAAGAAAAGCUUGGACAUCAGUGGUGCUAUACUUGGAAUGUUCAUGGGUUUUAUUCUGACACUAACAAGUUACGCUCACGUGGCUUGUCUCUUUGCAUUCUUUGUUACCUCUUCCAAAGCGACAAAGUUUCGGUCCGCUCAAAAGAAAAAAUUUGAACUCGAUUAUAAGGAGGGUGGUCAAAGAAAUUGGAUUCAAGUAUUAUGCAAUGGCGGUAUGGCAACGCAAUUGGCAAUUUUAUACUUAGUGGAUAUAGGAUGCACAGAACUACCUAUUGAUUUCAAUCAGAAUUAUAGGGGUUCCUGGUUGUCGGUAGGAAUUUUAGGAGCUUUUGCAUGUUGUAACGGCGAUACAUGGGCUUCGGAAAUUGGAUCGGUUCUUAGUAGUGGAAAUCCCAUUUUAAUUACCACAAGGAAAAGAGUACCAAGAGGAACAAAUGGUGGUGUCUCUUGGGUAGGUCUUCUUGUUUCUGCGCUUGGAGGUAUAACAGUGGGUUUGUUUUAUUACUUAACCAUACUAUACACUGUAGAUACAGCUAUGAUUCAAUUAGCUGCACCACAGUGGCCUGUUAUCAUUGUUGGAGGAAUUGGAGGUUUAUUUGGUAGUAUCUUAGAUUCUAUUCUAGGGGCUACUUUACAAUAUUCUGGAAUGGACGAGAAUGGUAUUGUAGUAGAACAUCCCGGGAAAGGAGUAAAAUAUAUUUGUGGUAGACAAAUUUUAGAUAAUCACAGUGUCAAUCUUUUGUCGAGUAUCGGGAUUGGUUUCACUUUACCGAAAAUAGCAAACUUAAUUUGGCCUUAGAAAUAUAUACCUCAUUAAAAUCAAUAUUUAAUCAAAUAUAUGUAUAAAUAAGUAUUUAUUGUAUUUUACUUAAUUGAAUCCAAUGGAAUGGUAGUGUUUAAUUAUUUAAAAGUUUAAUUAGAUCUAUAAAUUUUUUGAUGUACUUCAUUAAAUAUGUAUUUAUAUGUAUAGUAUAUAA
Colletes gigas is the source of this 1511-nucleotide messenger RNA. RefSeq names its product transmembrane protein 19. The transcript has 6 exons. The record is from RefSeq and is a predicted model, not a curated record. Gene Ontology annotation, cellular component: membrane. Bases 311 to 1333 code for a protein of 340 amino acids. NCBI's taxonomy places the organism in Eukaryota, Metazoa, Arthropoda, Insecta, Hymenoptera, Colletidae.